AUGCCCCGCGAGUCCCAGAGACACGGCCCUGGAGAAAUGGCAAUGAACAUCACUGAGUCCCAGAGGUAUAUCCUGGAAAGAAACACCCGGCGCUCCAGGAUCAGUUCGCAGGGCGGAGAGGUAGACGAUCAGCGCGCACAGCGCCAAUACCACCUCACAGCCCAGAGCCAGAGGCGUUCCUCAGUCUGCGACGAGUUUGAUGGCCCCCAUCAACUCUUAGAUCCUCCCUCCCCGCGGACCCUAGCGGCCCAGGAAAAAGAGCUGCCCGAGCUUCCUACUAAUCUCGACGCCGCAGAGCAAGACAAAAUCCUCCACCAUGUCAACGACCGCCUCUCGCAAUGCGCUUUUGACUUCGUGGCAAGAUACCAAUUCCGAAUCCCUAUCGAGGCAGACAAGAGACUCGUGACAUCCCCCUCUGACCGUGAGUGGACGGAAUGGGUACAUCUUCUGAAAAGACUGGCGACCACGCGCCGCAUUCCAGCUCGCAUUCUGUAUAACGGCCAGAUCAAGCAGCUGAUUACCAUCCUGGAGAAUUCCCUGGAAAUGCGCCAUGCCGCAAAGCAUCAGUCUCGUCCUGUUAAGGAUGAUCGCAAUGUCCUGCAACUUAUCUCCGCGGGAAUCCAAGUUGCGCGCAUUCUCAAGGAUCCUAGCGCGAUGCAUUUUUUGGAUCGGCUCUAUAUCGAGACGGAGAAAGUCAUUCAAGAACGUGGCUCUACUCGGAGGGUGAGGUUUAAGUCCAGUGAAUGA
Molecule: messenger RNA, 747 nt
Organism: Penicillium lagena
Lineage: Eukaryota; Fungi; Ascomycota; Eurotiomycetes; Eurotiales; Aspergillaceae
Exons: 1
Coding region: 1-747 (248 amino acids)
Source: RefSeq, a predicted model, not a curated record